GGAGCUCCUUACCUACUACUACCUGGGAUUGAUUCAGGGAGCAGGAAAAUUCUGAAUAUGACUGGAAAAAGUUGGAUAUUAAUUUCUACUACUACCCCCCAAAGUCUGGAAGAUGAAAUUGUGGGGAGACUUCUAAAAAUUUUGUUUGUUUUAUUUGUUGACCUAAUAUCUAUUAUGUAUGUUGUUAUAACUUCUUAG
Messenger RNA from Marmota flaviventris (yellow-bellied marmot), 198 nucleotides. It is a transcript of the gene Mrln, whose product is annotated as myoregulin. NCBI's taxonomy places the organism in Eukaryota, Metazoa, Chordata, Mammalia, Rodentia, Sciuridae. The record is from RefSeq and is a predicted model, not a curated record.